Messenger RNA from Brassica oleracea var. oleracea, 2745 nucleotides. Its product is annotated as probable cyclic nucleotide-gated ion channel 17. Gene Ontology annotation, molecular function: monoatomic ion channel activity. Lineage: Eukaryota; Viridiplantae; Streptophyta; Magnoliopsida; Brassicales; Brassicaceae. The transcript is spliced from 6 exons. Gene Ontology annotation, cellular component: membrane. Gene Ontology annotation, biological process: transmembrane transport; monoatomic ion transport. Bases 294 to 2477 code for a protein of 727 amino acids. The record is from RefSeq and is a predicted model, not a curated record.
UUGUUUUAUUACAUCGAUGAGCUCUAAAUAUUCCUAAAAACACACAAAUAUCCUCUUCGAUUUUGCUUUUUUUUUAUCUCUUAAAGGUGAGAAAAAAAAGGAAAGAAGAUACGCUCUCUGACUCUUCCCGUGACUCCCUCGUUUCAAUUCCCCCAGGAGGAAUUAACAGAGCUUCCUCAGAUUUAGAGAGAGAGUGAGAGUGUCAGAGUCUGCACGAAUCAAAGAAAGCCUCUUUCUUUAAUUUGUUUGGAUCAAAAGGGUUCUUCUUUCUCGAGCUUAAGCAGCUUCUUCUAAUGGAGUUGAGCAAGGACAAGCUUCUUAUGUUGUAUUCAGAUAAGAAAGAACCCAAAGAAGCCAUAUGGGCAGUGAAUGAUCCAAUGUCCAAAUCAUACAAACUCUCUCUACCUUCAGCACUCAAACCUCCUCCUGACAAUCUCUUGGCUGGAAACAGAAUCAGUAGAUACACUGACAACAACAAGACCAAAUCUUCCAAACUCUCAUGGUACAAAACCAUUCUCGACCCAGGGAGUGAGAUCGUCUUGAAAUGGAACUGGGUCUUCAUCAUCUCCUGCAUGCUCGCUCUCUUCAUCGACCCUUUAUACUUCUUCGUCCCAGCCAUCGGUGGAAACAAAGACUACCCCUGCGCCAAGACCGACACGAACUUAAGAAUCCUCGUCACCUUCUUCAGAACCAUUGCGGAUCUUUUCUACCUGCUCCACAUUUUCAUCAAGUUCAGGACAGGUUUCAUCGCUCCCAACUCGAGCACUAGAGUGUUCGGUAGAGGCGAGCUCGUGAUGGAUCCCAAGGCUAUUGCUUGGAGGUAUCUUAAGUCUGACUUCAUCAUUGAUCUCGUCGCAACGUUGCCGCUUCCUCAGAUAGUUAUCUGGUUUGUUAUGCCGGCUACGAGAAGCUACCGGUUUGAUCAUAGCAACAAUGAUCUUGCGUUGAUUGUGCUCUUACAGUACAUUCCUAGGUUCUAUCUGAUAAUCCCGUUGAGUUCUCAGAUAGUUAAAGCUACUGGUGUGGUUACGAAGACUGCUUGGGCUGGAGCUGCUUAUAAUCUCUUGCUAUACAUGCUAGCUAGUCAUGUGCUUGGUGCGGCGUGGUAUAUACUAUCGUUUGAUAGAUACACGUCAUGCUGGAAAACGAGAUGCAACAAAGAACAUGGUGGAGUCAACUGUUAUCUCUAUUACCUAGACUGUGAUUCACCACUCUAUGACGCCAGGCAGCAACAAUGGGCAAAUGUCACAAACGUGUUUAAACUCUGCGAUGCACGAAAGGGGGAGUUCAAGUAUGGGAUGUUCGAGAACGCAAUCACUAAAAAGGUUGUGUCUUCAAACUUUAACGAGAGAUAUUUCUACUGCUUAUGGUGGGGGCUGCAACAGCUUAGUUCUUAUGGACAGAAUCUGUCCACGACCACGUUCAUUGGUGAAACCACGUUUGCUGUGCUCAUUGCAAUCUUUGGUCUUGUCCUCUUUGCUCAUCUCAUUGGGAAUAUGCAGACAUAUUUGCAAUCUUUGACGGUACGGCUUGAGGAAUGGAGAUUGAAGAAGAGAGAUACGGAGGAGUGGAUGAGACAUCGCCAACUUCCUGAAGAUUUGAGAGACCGUGUGAGGCGAUAUGAGCAGUAUAAGUGGCUUGCAGCAAGAGGAGUUGACGAAGAGGUUCUCCUACAAAGUUUACCCACUGAUCUUCGCCGUGAUAUCCAACGGCACCUAUGCUUAGACCUUGUUCGAAGAGUUCCAUUUUUCUCACAAAUGGAUGAUCAGUUGCUUGACGCCAUAUGCGAGCGUCUGGUCUCUUCUCUGUGUACGGAAGGGACUUACCUUGUCCGUGAAGGUGACUUGAUCACAGAGAUGCUCUUUAUCAUCAGAGGUAGACUCGAGAGUUCCACAACCAAUGGAGGCAGAACCGGUUUCUUCAACUCGAUCAUACUAAGACCUGGAGACUUCUGUGGAGAAGAGCUUCUUUCGUGGGCUUUGCUUCCAAAAUCAACCUUGAAUCUACCGUCUUCUACAAGAACAGUUAGGGCCUUAGUUGAAGUUGAAGCAUUCGCUCUUCGAGCUGAAGAUUUGAAGUUUGUUGCCAAUCAGUUUAGGAGGCUACACAGCAAGAAGCUUCAACAUACUUUCAGAUUCUACUCUCACCAUUGGAGGACUUGGGCUGCUUGCUUCAUACAAGCCGCUUGGCGGAGGUACAAGAGAAGAGCUAUGGAGAAUCAUCUCACUGCGGUUGAAUCAAAGCAAAGUGAUGAAGAAGAAGAAGAAGAAGUAGUGGUUGGAAAAGUAGUAGAAGAAGAGGAAGAGGGUGUAGGGCCGAGUCCAAAUACGAAGAUGAACAUUGGAGUUAUGGUUUUGGCUUCACGUUUUGCAGCUAAUACAAGACGUGGUGUUGCAGCUCAGAGAGUUAAGGAUGUGGAGAUGCCUCGGUUCAAGAAACCUGAAGAGCCUGAUUUCUCUGCUGAGCCUGAUGAUUGACUGCAUUCAUAUAAACAGAAAAGAAGCUGACUUGGUUUUAGUUACACUGGUGAUUCUCUUAUGAUUAAGUAACGCUACAUAUUGAGGUUUCCUGGUUAUUGGGGAGUUAUAAAGAAAUCUAGUGUGUUUUGGUUUUUGUACAUGAAAACAUCUUUUGUAAUCUAAGCUUUGGAACAAAAGAUUCACUGGAAUUAUAUCUUCUGUAGAAGCAUUCUUGUACGUUGAUUGUUUUUAUUUUGACUGAGACUUGAGUCUGUCCUUUGCAACC